UGAGUGACGAAGCAUUAGCCGCACAGUAACUGCUCGUACUUACAAGUCUCAGAGCCGCCUUCCUUUAUUCUCUUCUUAUAACGGAGCAUCAACCAGCAACAAUACCUUGAGUUCUUUACCACCCGCUCACUCAUUCAUUCGUUCUUUCAACUCUACUUGCAAGCCAAGAUGAUGUUUAUUUUCCGCUCGACGUUUAUUACCGCUGUAUCAGCGUUCAUGAUAACGCUCAGCUUGUUUUCAAUGUCUGCCUCUGCUGUACCACAAUUCGGUCGUCCUAUGCUGCAUGUAUUGGAUGCCAGCGCAACCUCUUCUGGGCCAGUUGAGGCGGUUCCCACGUCAGCAGCUAUUAGUACGGGCACAGACCCGGAUCCUGGUAUCCAGGUCAACGAAGCAGCCUCAUCAUCAUAUACGUCGAGUACAACUACGACGACGCCGGCUGCUAGCAGUACCAGUACGAGCGGCGCGUCGAGGAGUCUAUGUGGUGGUAUGAGCGUUAUACUAGGUGUCGUCGUGAGCGGGGUGUGGUUGGUGUUUUGAGCUGUGCAGUGGUUGAUGUUGGUUGGCGUUGAGCCAACGAGGACUUAGUCGGAUUUCACAUAAGAGACAUUAUCUAUUUCUGACAUAUAAUAGUGCUAUCUACGUGGCUUUCGUCAUCAUUAUCGUUAUUAUGAGUAAGCCUAUUGCCAUAGAAGACUUCAACGGGUGGAGUGUCAUUACUGCUGGUUAUUUAUGUAUCACCAGUAUCUGCGUCUGUAGCUUUAGUAAUUGCUGUAUACAUUUAAUAAUCCACUGUAUGUCCAUCUCUGGUGACUUACACUGAUUACCUGUAUCCGUAAAUCCGCAAACCAACCAGG
Messenger RNA from Suillus discolor, 854 nucleotides. RefSeq lists its product as uncharacterized. NCBI's taxonomy places the organism in Eukaryota, Fungi, Basidiomycota, Agaricomycetes, Boletales, Suillaceae. The transcript has 3 exons. Bases 169 to 537 code for a protein of 122 amino acids. The record is from RefSeq and is a predicted model, not a curated record.